AUGGUUAAGUAUGGUCGGCAUAUAGAACGUCUUCACGACUGCGCGAGGAAAUCCGAGCGCCAGCGUGGAGCUGCAAGAACCACAGACUACCAGAAACUCACAUCUGACUUCGCAGAGCUUUUCAGAGAGGCUAAUGAAGAACACCUUAAAGAAGGAAGAGCCUUAGUGUUCGCUAAAGCUACGAAGCACACCGCCAAAGCCCAUAACCUGAAAGAUCAACUGCCUGAAGGGAGCAUGGAAUCUUUGGCAACAACCAUUUGUUUCGUCACGCUGAACUGCCGAACACUAUCGAGUGAACUCCAACAAGCCGCUCUAUCCAGACUUCUGCGAUAUCUCUGUGUGUCUUUUGCUGCACUGCAGGAAACACGCAUGAGAGAUCGGCCCGUCAUCAGCAUCGAAAAUUACACCAUAUACUGCGGCGAUGCUGAUGAGAUCAAAGUAGGUGGCUGCGCGAUAGCUGUGAGGAACGAUUACAAGAACCUGGUGGAGGAAUUUGGCUCAACGUCGUCUAGAUGCGCCUUUUUACGACUGCGGGAUCGCGGAGGACGUAAACUCUGGAUCGUAAGUGCUCACGCACCUACGGAAACCGCUGAGGACAACAGUAAGAACGCCUUCUAUGAUGAACUCAAUGCGUUGAUGUCUAAAAUACCAAGCCAGCAGGUGGUCAUUGUCGGAAUCGACGCAAAUGCGAAGAUGGGACUCGAACAGCAAUCCGAUGUGCUAGGAAAAUGGUACUAUGCUGCGGAGCGCACGUCGGACGACGGUGACCGUCUGGUCGACUUAUGCGAACAGACGGGCCUCAUCAUCGCUUCCACGUUUAAGAGGAAUCAUCGACGCCAUCAGCUCACAUGGCAGGGCUCGACUGCGUUCUGGCGAGGCGUUGCGUUCGACUCUGACCACCGUCCAGUUCUUCUCAGCUUCAAGAUACGGUUCCACAAGAGAAACGGAGGAGUUCCUCUUCAACCGAAAAUCGACAUGGUAGGCCUGAAAGACGAUGAAUGCAGAAGAAAAUUCCGCCAACAUUUGUCUGUUCAUGUUGGAGUACGGAACAGGAAGAAGCUUAGCGAUGCGGAUUCCUUCAUAAAGUGCAUCCAGGACGCUGCAAGAAAAACGCUCCCGGUUUUAUUGCCGCGGAAGAAGUUUGCCUUUGCAUCUGCAGAAACAAAAUCCACAUACAAUUCUGUAUGUGUCGCGCGCAGCGCUGGUGACUUCAACCAGGGAAAGCGUCUUAGAAGGAAGCUGCGUCGUCAACUGCAACAAGACCGCGAUAACGAGUGGACGUCAAGAGCGAUGGAGUUUGAGAAGGCGUGGGAGGACAGGAACCCGCGGAAAGCCUAUGCUCUACUAAAACAGUAUAGCGGGAAAAGGAAAAGAUGUUCCUCUGUCCUCAACACUGCCAAUGGGGUAGCUGUCGGUGAAGCAAUCCUUCCAAUUUGGAAGGAACACUUCAAGACCUUGCUGAACCGGCUAGCACCAUCAGCUCCUGAACUCGAACACGUUCAUAAACCGACAUACGUGGUUAACGAGGAGCCACCGACCGUGUCGGAGGUCCUGGUCUGUAUUCAAAAAAUGAAGAAUGAAAAAUCUGGCGGAGACGACGGAAUUAGCGCAGAAAUGCUAAAAUAUCUUCCUCCGUCUGGUAUUUGUGGGAUGACAAGGAUCAUCUUCUCAAUUGGAUUCACGAGAGGAUAG
Messenger RNA from Necator americanus (New World hookworm), 1692 nucleotides. RefSeq lists its product as uncharacterized. Gene Ontology annotation, biological process: chromatin remodeling. The coding region runs from base 1 to 1692 and encodes 563 amino acids. Gene Ontology annotation, cellular component: nucleus. Lineage: Eukaryota; Metazoa; Nematoda; Chromadorea; Rhabditida; Ancylostomatidae. The transcript is spliced from 3 exons. The record is from RefSeq and is a predicted model, not a curated record.